This is a messenger RNA of Oncorhynchus gorbuscha (pink salmon), 1113 nucleotides long. RefSeq names its product EH domain-binding protein 1-like. The annotation marks the transcript as partial. NCBI's taxonomy places the organism in Eukaryota, Metazoa, Chordata, Actinopteri, Salmoniformes, Salmonidae. The transcript is spliced from 6 exons. The record is from RefSeq and is a predicted model, not a curated record.
GAGUCUCCUUCAGGUCGUAGAAAGGCUCUGGCCAGCAGCAGCAUCAACAUGAAGCAGUAUGCCAGCCCCAUGCCCACACAGACUGACGUCAAGCUCAAGUUCAAGCCCCUCUCCAAGAAGGUGGUGUCUGCCACGCUACAGUUCUCCCUCUCCUGCAUCUUCCUCCGUGAGGGCAAGGCCACUGACGAGGAUAUGCAGAGCCUGGCCAGCCUGAUGAGUAUGAAGCAGGCUGAUAUCGGCAACCUGGAUGACUUUGAGGAGGAGGACGAGGAGAAUGAGGAGAACAGGGCCAACCAGGAGGAGAAGGCUGCUAAGAUCACAGAGAUGGUAAACCAGCUCAAUGCUCUCAGCUGCUUAGCCGGAGACCCUGAGGACCACUUCCUAAAGCUGGCUAGUAAAAGGCCAAGCAGCGCUCGGUCUCCCUCCCAAGAGCUGAUCAGUAAGCUGAACUUCCUGGAGGAGGAUCAGGACACACCCCCUGCCCUCUGCUCCAAUCCCUUCGAAGAUCCGGCUGAUGAUAUUGAUGACCCCUCCCACCUGGAACACACCAAUCACUUCAACCCGUUCGGUGAUGAUGAUGAUGAUGGACCCCCCUCCCUGCCCCCCUCCCUCAGCCUCCGACAGGACCCAGAGGCCUACUAUGUCCAGGAACCCUCCAACCCCUUCGACGAGGACGAAGUAAACACACACUCGCUCACAGAGUACAACCCGUUUGACGAGCCCGACCAGGACCCAGACCUAGUCCCCGACCCUCAGGGGCCCCAGGUCCAGCAGUCGGAGGCUCCCAAACCCAGGGGGAGGAAGGGGGUCAGGCCGGUGGAUAUGAGCAAGUACCUGUAUGCUGACACCAACCCACCACCAGAGGACCAACUGGAUGAAUCCAACCCGUUCUACGAGCCCUGGACCUCCAGCCCAUCCCGGCCCUCCGGGGGCCCCUCUCCAGACUUCAGUAACCAGAAGAGGAGAGCCCCGCUACCUCCCAGACCUCCAGGCCCCAGCCCCUCGGCCCCAACACCUCCAGGGAGGGGGCAGAGAGGGGAGAGAUUCAUGCCCAGUGGACCCAGUGCCGUGGCAGCUGUGGUGGGGGCGAGAGCUGCCCUUCUCCUCCCCUAA